This is a messenger RNA of Diaporthe citri, 1578 nucleotides long. RefSeq lists its product as uncharacterized. The transcript has a single exon. The record is from RefSeq and is a predicted model, not a curated record. Gene Ontology annotation, molecular function: iron ion binding; oxidoreductase activity, acting on paired donors, with incorporation or reduction of molecular oxygen; heme binding. The coding region runs from base 1 to 1578 and encodes 525 amino acids. Lineage: Eukaryota; Fungi; Ascomycota; Sordariomycetes; Diaporthales; Diaporthaceae.
AUGACUAUGCCAGUACUGCUUCUGACAUUGGGGCUUGCCCUCGUCGUCAUACAUCUUUUCAAUACACUCAUCAUCAUCCCCAUCCAGCAUGCCCGCAAAGCUCGCGCCCUAGGCUGCGGCAACGUGCCCCUCGAGCCGACAAGAUGGCCCCUAGGCCUCGACAUGGUCCGGGCCGGCCUCGCAGCAGACCGCGACCAGCGGACACCAGACUUCGUGACCGACCGUUUCCACGCCAUGGGCCGCUACACGUUCCGCAUCCGCAUCCUGGGGACCUCAAACCUCAUCACCGCCGACCCGCGGAACGUCCAGGCCGUGCUGGCGAGCCAGUUCGGCGACUUCGCCAUGGGCCGCGCGAGGAAGACGAACCUGAAGAUGAUCCUGGGCCGCAGCAUCUUUGCCGUGGACGGGGCGACGUGGCAGUCGGCGCGCGAGACGGUGAGGCCUGUCUUCGCGCGGGAAAACAUUUCCAACCUGGAGAUGCUGGAAGGCCAUGUGCAGACUCUCUUGGCGUGUAUUGAACAGCCGGGCAUUGAUGCUCAGGGCUGGACGAGGCCUGUUUGUCUGGCAGGGCUUUUUCCGUGUCUGACUAUUGACAGUGCCACGGAACUCUUUCUCGGGCACAGCACGCACUCGCUGCAGUCGCGACUGAGUGGUGAACCGCCCAUACACGAGUUCCAUCGGGCUUUCGAACGGUUACAAGCCGUUCUGAGCAUCCGUAUGCGGCUGCGAAGUCUUUAUUGGUUGUAUGGAAACAAGGAUUUGAGAGAAUGCAUGGGUAUUCUCAAUGCAUUCAUUGAUGAUUCUAUCCGCGAGGCAGACUUGAAUAUGGACUCAAAAAGGUCGAAAUACGACUUUUUGAACACACUCCGAGAGCGGUGCACGGAUGUUGCAGAGGUGCGCGAGCAGGUCCUCGGCAUGUUAGCAGCCGGGAGAGACACCACAGCGAGCUUGAUGAGUUGGGUGUUCUACUGUCUCGUCCGCAAUCCGCGUGUCUUCUACAAGCUCAGGAGCAUCGUCAUCGAGUAUCUCGGCCCGUACGACGCCGAUCCAGAUGUUGCGACGCGUGAUAUCACGUUUCAGAAGCUGAAGGGAUGUCGGUACCUGCAGCACGUCCUGAACGAGACACUACGGCUGCACAGUAUCGUCGCCUUCAACAGCCGCAUGGCGGUGAGCGACACAACCCUGCCUACCGGGGGAGGUUCAGAUGGGACUCUUCCCGUCUUUGUCCCUGCGGGUACCGAGGUGAAUUUCUCGACACAUGUGAUGCACCGGAGAAAGGAUCUCUGGGGUCAUGAUGCCGAUGAGUUUGUGCCGGAGCGGUGGGAGACGGCCAAGCCCGGGUGGGCGUACGCGCCGUUCAAUGGGGGCCCUCGCAUCUGCAUUGGCCAGCAGUUUGCGUUGACGGAGGCGGGAUACACGAUCGUGAGGCUUCUGCAGCGGUAUGAUGCCAUCGAAGGUUUGGAUAUUGAUCCUGCGAGGGAUCACCAUCACUUCACUGUUGUGUGUGCUCCUGGAACACCAAAUAGGGGAGCCGAGGCUGUGAGAUGCCGCUUGAGGGUUGCGAGGCUGGAGAGCUGA